GCACGACCCCGGAACUGCAUCCGGGACAGAAAGCUGGUCGACUCUGCAUCUUCUGUUGAACCUUAUAUCGCAAUUAGUUACGGGUGGGACACCCGUCCUUCUUUCAAAGAAUGGGAAGGUAGGCGGGUCACAGAGCAAGCAUUACACAUCGCCGAUCGACUCUCGAAACGCACCUCAUAUGCUCUGUGGAUCGAUGCAAUCUGCAUUGGCCAGGACAAUGAACCAGUAAAGAUGGUUGAGCUUGCGAAGAUGGCGGAUAUAUACCUCGGGGCCACAGCGGUGUUAUGCCUUGUACCGGAGAUAGACCAAACGACAUGCAGAGUCGUGGAGCAUGGAACCGAAAUGAUAGAUUUAGAUGGAUUCUGUGCACUUGAACAUGCUGGAGACACGCACAGGAUGUACGUGUUCGCUUCCCAAGGCUCAAACAAGGCGCUGCACAUGCUAUUCAGCAGCAGGUGGUGGACGCGUGUCUGGACGUUGCGAGAGGCAGUUCUUAAUCGCAUAACGUUUUUGGUGGGAGAGAAAGAAGAAACUAUUACUAUUUCCGACGUCCUCAAAAUCUCACCC
Messenger RNA from Suillus fuscotomentosus, 567 nucleotides. Its product is annotated as heterokaryon incompatibility protein-domain-containing protein. The transcript has a single exon. NCBI's taxonomy places the organism in Eukaryota, Fungi, Basidiomycota, Agaricomycetes, Boletales, Suillaceae. The record is from RefSeq and is a predicted model, not a curated record. The annotation marks the transcript as partial.